This is a messenger RNA of Catharus ustulatus (Swainson's thrush), 4770 nucleotides long. It is a transcript of the gene ARMC2, whose product is annotated as armadillo repeat containing 2. The transcript is spliced from 22 exons. NCBI's taxonomy places the organism in Eukaryota, Metazoa, Chordata, Aves, Passeriformes, Turdidae. Gene Ontology annotation, biological process: sperm axoneme assembly; cilium organization. Gene Ontology annotation, molecular function: protein binding. The record is from RefSeq and is a predicted model, not a curated record. The coding region runs from base 305 to 2911 and encodes 868 amino acids.
CUAUGGGAACGGCGGGCGGCUGAGCGAGGCGGGGCCUUGCGGUGCCGGGUCCCGACCGAGUCCUCCGGGCAGCACCCGGUGUCCCUCCCGGCCGUAGUGCUCGUCCCAGGAGGUGCCGCCUGGCCAGCCGGGGGCGAAGGACCGGGCUGUGCGCUAUUUCUCUGCGUCAAAAUUUCGCCAGGUUGGAAGUGCAUCAGUUGUGAUUGACGGGUGCUGUGGAACUUUUUCAAUUGCAUUGUAAUAGAGGGAAGAGUAAGAAGCAUAGAGAACAAAAUUCAGUCACAGUGAAGUACUUUGCAUAGGAAUGCAAGCUUCAAUGACUGAAAAUAGAAGAAAAGCAGAACCAUUCUACUGGCUGUCAGUGGCAAACCCUAGGACCAGUUCUGAGAUUGUAAAUGAAGCCAGAGAUGUUCUACGAACAGUAAAAACUCAAAGAGUAUUCACACCUACAGACGAACAAAGGAAACUUUUUGGGUCUCAAUCCUCACUAUGUCCUCAAAAUGGACCCUCUUCAGUUUUUAGUUCUGAUUUGCCUGAAUCAAGGCCGCCUUCUGGUGUUUGUCUAAGCCCACUGGCUGAUAAACCAACAUUAAUAAUUUCUGAAAAGAAAGAUGAAGCUGCUUUUGUUUUCCUUCCAUCACCUCCUGCUGAUGCUGCAGAGGUUAGAAAAGUCAGCAGUUCUUGGAAAGGCUUAUUUAGAACAACUUCUCUGAAAGAUUUAUAUUCUGCUAAAGUGGUUUCUCUGGAUCAGAGUGGAGCGAAACUAGAUUUUGAAGAGCCAACUACGAUGAUGAAUAAUCUUGGCAGAAGUAAUAAUAACUGCUUAACAGAACAAAACUUGUACACAUCAUUGAAUGACGAGAGUAGACAAUUAAUUUGUAAUGAGCGUACCAGCAGAUCAGGAACUGAAGACUCCAUGGAAGGGACACCAGGAAAGUUUUCACUUCAGCUGCAAGGAGAAAGAAGUGUCAACAGUGAUGGCAGAUUUGCUGAUGAAGAGCAACAGUUUCCCCGUGACGAGAAGAAAGAGCCUGGCCAAAGGUCAUCACAGCCAAGCAUUUCAGGCUGGAAGACAAGAGUAACAGGCUUAAAGGAUGAAACAAGAAUAAAUGAAUGGGAAGAAGAAGAUUUCUUUUGGCAUACAAAGAUUCUACCAAUUCUGCGUGAACUGGAAAAAAGAGAAGACAAUAUAGAACAGCUUUGUCUAGCUUGUACCAAGCUCUAUCAAGCACUGGAUGAAGGAAAUAUGCUUGGAAAAAGAUUUAAAAGAAGAAACAUCCUUCUGAAGACAUUAUAUAAACUUGUAGACGUUGAUUCAGAUCCACUUUCCCUAAAGCUGGCAAAGAUUAUUCUGGCUAUGAAAGUAAAUGGAAAAGAUCUUCUUGGUGUUUGCAAGCUAGCGUUUAAAAUUUGUAGGAACAAAAAAAAUGAUUUCAUCGUUCAAAAUGAUACAUUAUUGGAUUAUUUAUUGGCGGUUCUGUGGAAUGAAGAUCUACAAACAAACAAUGAAGCUCUUGUCUAUUGCACGGCAGCUAUAAGAUUCAUGUCUGAAAAUGAUGCACUCCUUUAUAAAAUGGUCAGCAAAGGAGCUGUCGAAAUGUUUCUGGAAUUAAUGAAGCAGAUUAAUAACAUAAAAGAACAUGACACAUAUUUCUCCAAGUUGGACCAUUUAUUAGUCCAGGUGACAGCCACUCUGCACAUCCUGGCGGAUUGUCCCCUGGCGCGGCGCCAGCUCAGCGGCAGCGGUGCCAUCUCUGAGCUCUGCGUGGCGCUGGAGCAGCGCGGUAGCGACAAGGACGUGUGCAUCUGGAUUGUCAGGGUGCUCGGCAAACUUUCUACCUACAAUGACUUCUGUGCAGCUUUAGCAGACUGCUCCAGAUGUUACGUCUUAUUUUUAGCCCUACUAAACAAAUACCAGAAGCAGCAGGAUUUGGUUAUCCGUGUCAUCUUCAUUCUUGGUAAUUUAACAGCAAAGAGUGACCAGUCCCGGGAGCGAGUUUUUAAAGAAAAAGGAAGUGUUAACACUUUGACAUCCUUAUUCCAAACAUACUAUGAACUUGAUUUGAAUGCACUGACAUGGCACCGUGAUAAAAAAGGGAAAGGAAAAAAAGACCAAAAGUAUCCUUCAAAAGCAGAAGAUGUUCUGAUAAAACUGAUAAGAGUGCUGGCCAAUCUCUCCAUCCACCCUAGAGUAGGCGCAGCUCUGGCAACUGCCCAUCCUCUUGUAGGAUUACUUAUUACAGUACUAGAAUACAAGUCAGUUGAUGCCUGUGAAGAGUUGGUCAUCAAUGCUGCAACAACAAUCAACAAUUUGUCCUACUACCAAGUGGAGAAUUCUGCAGUUCAAGAUGAGAAGCUACACAUUGCUGAAAUGCUUGUAAAGCUGUUAAUGAGUUACAAUAUGGAUGCAGUUGUGGAGGCUGUCAGAGUCUUUGGCAAUCUUUCCCAGCAUCAUGAGAUCCGUGAUUUCAUCAUGCAGAAAAAGAUAUACAAGUUCAUGAUUGCUUUGCUCGAUUCCAAGAACCGAGAGGUCUGUUUUCCUGCCUGUGGAGUUCUGCUUAAUCUCACAGUGGAUGAGAACAAACGAGCUUUUCUGAUGGAAGAAGGAGGAAUUGGAAAGUUGGUUGACUGCUUACAAGACUUUGGGCCGGCAGACUGGCAGCUCUCGUGUUUGAUCUGCAAAACCCUGUGGAACUACAGUGAGGACAUGACGAGCGCGGCCUCCUGCUUUGGAGAAGACACCAACAUGCUGCUGCUGCUGCUCACAGCAUUUCUGGAUGAAGAGGUAGAGUUGGAGUGCAGCCUUGACAGAGAUAUAAAGGACUGCCAAAGAGUAUAUUGGGAAAGAGAGUUCAAACCCGUGGCAGAAAAACUUCUUGACAGAAUUCAAAGCCAUCACUCUUCCAGCUGAGUCUAUCACUCCAUCUUAAACAGUCGGGGGUUUUUUUGUCAGCUGAAGGGAAGAUAAAUGGCUUCAGUGUCCAUUUGUUUCUGGGAGAAAAGAAUGGAUUUGCUUUGAGAGAGUAUUAAAGAAAGAAUGAUGGGUAAGUAGUCCCUGUGGGGAAGAAGCUGGAGGCAUUUGUUCCUGGCAUUUGUGUCACAGCAAGGCAGGCAAACAUCCAGCUGUGCAGGGCAGGGUGGGGGCACUAGAAAAGGUGCCCGUGGCCAAGCCCUGUCAGCAGGACUGAUCAGAAUUGACAAGGGCUGAGUCUCUGUCACAAGGCAGCUGAAACUGAUGGCUGGCUCAAGUCAAGGUGGUGCUUGGGCAAUUAAGAUUUGUUCAAAUACAACACUAAUUAUGUCAGUAUUACUGAUCAAACUGUAACCAAGAGCCUGAAGUGCCGUGUCUGCAGCACAGGGCAGAGCUGGGGAUCUUGGGACAGCCACGAUCUGUGAGCUUUGGCCUUUGUGCAGGAAGAGGCAUGUUCAGAGGAGCUGGAUUGAGAAGAGGGGGCAGCACAGGACCCUUGAGGGGUCUGGUCGAGCUAUACUAGCCUCUGCCUUCCUCUGGAGAAAAACCUGUGAGUAGUAAGAAGCAGCUCCAGAAUGCUGGAUUUCAGGUAUGUUCUUAUGGCAUCAUUUACCAUUGGGUAUCUCUGCAACAGACCUUAGUGCAGCAUCUCUCUCAUGUCCAGGAGCCCAUUCCUGUUCUCCUUGGGGAGAGCUGCCAGCACCACAGCUGAGGUGCACAAGAGGCUGGGCUCUGCCAGAGCUGCCUGGGGGUACUGGGCAGUGAGGUGGGAUUGCCUGCAGGUUGUGACCAGAUAAAGCCACUCAUACAACAUAUCCACUGCAGUGCUUACUGCUUGAAAAAUGAGAUGUGGCUGGAGAGCAUAGGAUGGAAAUGGCCAGUUUGGGUUUCUUGGAAAAAUUCAUGCCUACCUUUGACCCCAGAAAGUACCUAGAGACUGAAGCACUGCAGAAACUGUUCACAGACUGGAAAGGCUCAGCUCAGCUGUACAAUGCCCUUAAGACAGGAAAGUUUUGCUCUGUUUUUGGAACAUUAAAAAUCCUGUAUUUUCAGUUAAGAGGAAGCACCAGAUGCUUCCUGUUAGUCACAAUUUUUGACAGUUUAUUAAUCUUUCUCCUCCAGAUCUUUUUAGAUAUUUUAGCUUCUUGGACUGUAAACUUAAAACUGUUCUCAGAAGGUUCUGUAAAAAGAGAAACCAGUCUGAGCUGAGACCCAGGCCAGAGGACAAAAAUUAAAUUGAUGCUGCUUCUGGGCUUGGGAAAAUUCAUUUCACAGAAUCACAGAAAAUCAUACAAUCAGCUGAGCUGGAAAGGACUCAUUAGCAUCAUCGAGUCCAACUCCUGGCCCUGCACUACACACCCCAAGACUCACAACUUGUGUCAGAGAGCUUAGUCCAAAUGGGUGAAAAUAUCAGCGGUACAGAAGAGGUGUUCCCACUAUAGUUAGUGAAGCUCUAACUCUGUUUUUAAACUGUUCCUCCCACCAGGAGUUAAAAAAUUAAUGGCUCGUGAUUCUAACUAUGUUUGCUCAGUUACUGUUUCAAACAUUUUAAAUGGUCUUAGAACCAGUAAGAACAGAAGCCUGAAGUUAAACUACACAGAAACACCAAGAGAAAAAGUUGUUACCUUUAUUUCAAAAAUACCAGUAAUACUGACAAAUUUAAAAAGCAAUUCACACUCAUACAAAAGUAUUCAUGUGUUCUCCAAAACCACUGUAUAUUAAAUGUCAGCAUUUAAAUCAUGUUUUGAUUUACUAAAAAUAGAUGUUUUUUAGCCUAGUUAUUUAAGCAACUGCAAAAA